ACGUGCCUGGACAUCCCCAAAUCCCCGCGCUCUGCCCUCUUCGGCCUCCGUCCGCCUGACCCCAGGGGCGGGGCUUCUCAGCGGCUGACCGGCCGCCGUCGCCGCGCUCUCCGGUGUGCCGCCUGUUGGCUCGCCAUGCCUCCGCCGCGGGGUGACGUGACCGCCUUGUUCCUGGGGCCUCCGGGCUCGGGAAAGUCCCCUCUGAUCGCAGCGCUGUGCGACAAAGAUGUGGAGAUGGUCGAAAUCCCCGACGGCCGGCCGGACUCCGGGAUCCCCAGCCUGCGAGCUGCGGGCCCAGGCCUCUUCCUGGGCGAGCUGAGCUGCCCACCUGCAGCGCCGGGGCCCUGGGCGGCCGAGGCCGACGUGCUGGUACUGGUGCUGCCCGGCCCCGAGGGGAAUGGGGAGCCCCUGGCCCCCGCGCUGGCCGAGGCAGCGCGGGCCGCCCUGGCCCGAGGGACCCCGCUGCUGGCUGUGCGGAACCUCCGUCCGGGGGACUCCCAGAAUGAAGCCCAGGCCCGGGAUCAGACCGCGGCCCUGCUGGCCAGCGCGGGGUUGGGAGCCGCGGCUCUCUUCGUGCUGCCGGCGGACUGCGGCAGCAGAGACGGCUGCGAGGAGCUCGAGCGCCUGCGGGCGGCGCUGCGGAGCCAGGCGGAGGCGCUGCAGAGGCUCCUGCCACCGGCUCAGGAUGGCUUCGAGGUGCUGGGCGCAGCAGAGCUGGAGGCUGUGCGCGAGGCCUUCGAGACGGGUGGCCUGGAGGCCGUGCUGUCGUGGGUUCGCGCGGGCCUGGAGCGACUGGGCAGUGCACGGCUGGACCUGGCGGUGGCCGGCACAGCUGACGUGGGCCUUGUGCUGGACAUGCUCCUCGGUUUGGAUGCCGGCGACCCAGGUGCGGUGCCUGCUACGGCGCCCGCGGAGCCCACGCCUUACCCGGCCCCAGAGCGCCCCAAUGUCGUGUUCUGGACCGUUCCUCUGGGCUCUGCGGGCACUGUGGCCGCCCCCCACCCAACCCACUACGACGCCCUCAUCCUUGUCACCUCUGGGGCCCCCACGGAGAAGGACUGGGCCCAGGUCCGGCCCUUGGUGCUACCAGAUGCGCCGCUGGUCUGCGUGCGAACAGACGGCGAGGGCGAGGAUCCAGAGUCUCUGGAAGAGGAGGAACAGGCGGAGAAGCCCAGCGGCCAGAGCUUAGAGAACGCAGGCGGAGGGGGGUUGGAGAAUGCAAGUAGUGAGGGAGGAGAGAAACUUGGCCCUGGAUCGCAGAAAGCAGGCAGCGGGGAAGGGUCAGAGAAAGCAGGCCGCGAGAGUUCGCAGGAGGUUGUCGUCGGCGUGAAGAAAUCGGGCGGUGGGGACUCGGAGCGGGCGGCCGCCUUGAGCCCAGAGGACGAGACGUGGGAGGUGCUGGAGGAAGCGCCGCCGCCGGUGUUCCCGCUGCGCCCGGGCGGUCUCCCCGGGCUCUGCGCGUGGCUGCGGCGCGCGCUGCCUCCGGCGCAGGCGGGGGCGCUGCUGCUGGCGCUGCCGCCCGCGUCUCCCGGCGCGGCCCGAACCAAGGCGGCGGCGCUGCGGGCCGGGGCGUGGCGGCCGGCACUGCUGGCUAGCCUGGCGGCGGCGGCGGCGCCCAUCCCGGGGCUAGGCUGGGCGUGCGACGUGGCGCUGCUGCGGGGUCAGCUGGCGGAGUGGCGGCGGGCGCUGGGGCUCGAACCGUCGGCGCUGGCACGACGCGAGCGCGCGCUGGGCCUGGCACCCGGGGAGCUGGCCGCGCGCACGCGCUUCCCCGGGCCGGUGACGCGCGCCGAAGUGGAGGCGAGGCUGGGCGCCUGGGCGGGCGAGGGCACGGCUGGGGGCGCGGCGCUGGGCGCGCUCUCCUUCCUGUGGCCCGCGGGCGGCGCGGCGGCCACCGGCGGCCUGGGCUACCGCGCGGCGCACGGCGUCCUGCUGCAGGCGCUCGACGAGAUGCUGGCCGACGCCGAGGCCGUGCUGGCGCCCCAUGCGCCCGCGCACUGAGGAGUGGGACGAAAGCCGGGGCUUCUGGGGGCGCCGGGGGCUCCAAGUCCUGGUUAGAGGGAGGGGGGCUGAGGGUCCAGACUCUGGCAUGGGACGUCUGGGCCUCUGAGAUAACAGCGGGGGGCCACCACGCGGAGUUCUGGAUGCUCGAGGGGGAAGAGGGCUCUGACUACUGGUUGGGAUGUGUGACUUUCAGUUACCUGGAUUCCUGGGUCCUGAAGGGGAAUAGAGUCUGGGGACAGACUCCAGAUUUGUCUGGGGACCACGGAGCAUGAUGCCCAGACUUGUAUCCUGAGGGAGUUGAGGGGUGGACUCCUAGAAGGGGGAUAUCUUCGUCUCCAAGGGAGUAGAAACUGGGGCUAUUGGAGGUCUAGUCUUCCAUGGGGAGAGGGAGUGGCAGCUCUGAUUCCUGAUGAAGGGGCGUCUCCAUCACACUGGGGAUCCCAGUGUGGAGAACGGGGUCUGAGUACCCCAGGGAGCUGGGACUCUUGGGCUUCUGAGUCACAAAGGGAUAUAGAGUCUAGGUUUCUUGGGGAAAAUGGCCUGUACCUCAAAUGGCCAGUUCCUCAAGAGGCAGGGGGCUUUGAAUCGUCACUGGGGGGAGGGGUGGUCUCUGGGGUCUCAGACUCCUGGCUCUCAGGAGGGCUGUGGACCUUGGUUCCUAAUUCCUAGGUGGUGGGAGGGCUACAUCUGGAGGAGGGAACAGAGCUGGAGACCAGUUGGUCCCUCUUGGUCUAAUAUUUGCUUCUUGGGGGGUGCCUGGUGACCCAGACUCCUUUCCCAGCUGUUGUGGGGAGGAUGGUCCCACAAAAAUGAGGGGAGGAGGCAAGAGGGGUGUGGUGGGCUCUGGGGAAAGCCAGAGACCAGGAAUGAGGCCUGGGUAUGGAAGGGGAGGAAGCCAUACCUCGGAGGAAUCUCCCACACACCCCUAAGGGAUGUGGAUCCUGGCAACUGCCUCUCUCUCUCUGAGUUUGCCCCGGAGGGGAUAUGACUACCCCAUUUUGUAGGUGCUGAGCAAUUCACCGGCUCUCUGGGGAUUCUGUUCCUCUGUCACUCUCUCCUUUAGGGGUUUCUAUCUUUUUUUUGGUCUUGGUUUCUUCUGUCAUUAAACCUUAACCCUUUCUGGCCUUGGUAUUUGGCACACCUGCCUUUCUGGAAGAGCAGCCAUAUUGCUGCCCUAAUUCAGACGUUUCUGUGUUGGCUACCUCAGGUAUCCCUAAGAGGCCCCGCCUUGGAGUACCCAGCACCCACAGAACAUCAGGGCAGUGUUCCAGACCGUGGGAAUGUGCCAUGAGUGAGGCAAAGACAGAAACCACAGUGCUUGGAAUGUUCUAGGCUGCCAGCUACAUGCAGAGGAGAAGCCACAGGUCACGGAAUUCUUCAAUGUCAAAAACAGAAAGCGGGGACCUGAGGGGCCAUCCAGUAGAAUCUCUUUUAUGAUAGAUGCGGAGAGCAAAGCCAGGAGAGGGCGGGCUCUAGAUCCAGCAGCACACAGCAAGGCCCUGUGUGGUCUGGCCUCUGCCUGUUCUCAUUCUCUGCCCCACCUCAUCCUCCAACCAGCUUGACAGAUCUUCCUUCUGAUGCUUGACUGUGCCAUCUUGGGUCCUGCCUCAGGGCCUUUGCACUUGCUGUUCUUUUUGCCUAGAAUGCCUGGCUCUGUCCUGUCAGUUAGGUCUCAGCUCAACUGUCCCCUCAGAGAGGUCUUCCCCACCGCUUUUACUGAAGUAGCUCACACACCCCAUCAUUCAUCUCAGUCAGUUAAUUUUCCUGAUAGCAAUUAUUACUAUAGAAAAUCACCUUAUUUAUUUAUUUAUUUGUUUAUCAGUUAUUAUCCCUUGCCUGUCUUGUUCCCUGCUGUACCCCCAGCACCUAGAAUAGUGCUUGAUAAGUGCUUAAUAAGCACAACAGGUGCUUAUUAAAUAGUAUUUUAAUUCAUUUGUCAAUGGCAGAACCAGGUCUGAAAUGUAGAUUGCCAGCCUCUUGCCACCAGACAGGGGAAAGAAGCGAGAUGGGGAGAAACAAACCUCUCAUGGGAGAGAAAGCCCUUGUCUGACCUGGGAAGCGAGCACAGCUUUGCCACUGUCACUCUGGGUGACUUGGACCAGUGCCUUAUUUUCCCAUCUGUGAAAUAAAAGGGCUGGAUGAGAACCACACGUGUAUCCAAGAUCCUCUUUCCUCCAACAGCUGAAGACCAGGGUCACCAAUCUGAGGGGCAGACACUUGAGGGAUGGUACCCCCGUCUCCAGCUUGAAUUCCCACCAGUGGCCCAAUUUGUCCCAUCAAAGGCGAGAGGCCCAUUGCUCUGUACCGAAUGGCUCCAGCAUUGGCCCCCGAGCUCUUGCAGCCUUAGGGUAAUGUUGUUCAUCUGGAUCUGUGAUACUCAGUACAGCACCGUCUCCCCUCUCCUCAAUCUAGCCUUCAGGCCUUCCCAUCAAGCGUGCCAGAGCGGGAGAGCCACCGAGCGGCACUGUCCAGUCGAAACAGAAUGCAAGCCACGUAUGUGAUUUUAAAUUUUCUUGUAGCCACAUUAAAAAAGUAAAAGGAAACAGGUGAAACGAAUUAUCAUAUGUUUUACUUAACCCAAUAUAUCCGAAAUAUUAUCAUUUGAACAUGUCAUCAAUGUAGAGAAGUGUUAAUGAGAUAUGUUGCAUUCUUUGAUGCUAAGUCUUUGAAAUCUGGUGUGUAUUUUAUACUUACAGCCCAUCGCAAUUCAGAUGGUAAAUUUUCAUCAGAAAUACUUGACCUCUAUUUAGAUUUCCUAAAAUUCAUAUUUGGAGAAGGAGAUUCAUAUACCCAAGUUGUCCCAAUUAUAUUGAAUAGUUUUCCAAUAACUGAGAUGAGUAUCAAUUUUUAAGCUAAUUAAAAGUAAAAUUUAAAAUGCACUUUCCCAGUUGCACUAGCCACAUUUCAAGGGCUCAGGAGCCAAAAGUGGUGAGUGGCUAUAGCACUGGACAGCACAGACCUAGAACAUUUCCAUUGUCACAGGAAAUCCUAUUAGCACAGCUCUAGCCUCACACAGUCCUUCUACUGACCUUGGGAGUGACCUUGGGUGAGGCACUCCGCAGAUGGCAUCUACCUCACAGGGUAAUUGUGAGAACAUGGUGUGUGUGCAAAUAUACAUGCAUUCCCCCUCACACGUCAGCAUGCUGGAACCCCUCCUGAGAAGGCUGGUGCACUGGGAGCUCAAAGGUUAGCCUCCUUGCCCUUGCCCACAUGCCCUCAGCCCCUGGCAGCACCCAGGCGACUCUAGUCUGGGCACCUUCUGUCUCACCUGCAUGCCUUUGCUCACAGAGUGCCCUCCUCUUUUUCUGCUACUUUGACGCCAUCUCUGGUUUGGUCCUGCGUGACGUCUCUGCCCUCACGCCAAUGGCGAUCGUGCCAGAGGUGGUAUCUGAGAAAGCAAGACCCACUUUUGUUUGCAUGGCUCUGUCCAUUGGGGAGUGCUGAUUGUGUUUAUGUAGUUAUAGGCCAGCACUCUUGGGUGUCACGUCUACUUUUUGGGGUGGUUGCCUUUUAAAUCGUGACUUUCAGUGGGAUUGAAUUUUAGGCUUUGUGGAAGCAUAAAGUUGCCAGUGAGGCAUCUGUCUCUGGGAGCAUCCAAGCAGAAAAGACUAAGACUCCCUUGUGCACUGACCGCUGUCUGCCAUCAGGGUGUGAAUAUGUGGCACCUCAAGGCUGGAAGACCCUCGAAGGCAAGAAUUCAAAGAAGUGUAUGAUGAAUCUUAGCAUUGCCAUCGCUAGAAGCAGAAUAGACACAAAAAACUCAAGUAGAUGAGACAGUCUCAUCACCUUAGCUGAGUUUCGUACACUUCUGGAUAAUGAUGGAGGGACUUGUGUCCACUGGAGUGGGGAACCAUGAAGGGCAAAUCAAGGGUGUGGUUGGCCUGUGGUGCUUCCUGGAGGAGUGAAUAAAAAUGAGUAGAAAUCC
Messenger RNA from Equus quagga, 5929 nucleotides. It is a transcript of the gene IRGQ, whose product is annotated as immunity related GTPase Q. The record is from RefSeq and is a predicted model, not a curated record. Gene Ontology annotation, molecular function: GTP binding. The transcript is spliced from 3 exons. Bases 136 to 2001 code for a protein of 621 amino acids. Lineage: Eukaryota; Metazoa; Chordata; Mammalia; Perissodactyla; Equidae.